UUCUCCUCUGCCCCAAAAUCCCCAAAUCCAAUCUCUACUUUUGUCACUAACAAGUCUAGAGAGAGAAAGACGAUGACAGUGAGCAUUUGUCGCCAUUAAUAAAGCUCCCACACUCAAUCUUCGCUUUCCAUUUCCCCAAUUUCCUUCUUCUUUCUUCUUCUUCUUCUUUUGUUUCAUUAAAUUCAGUUUACAGGUUUUAUGUGAUCGAUUACCCAUGUCCUAAAACUCGAAUCUUCGUACCUUCGAGCUUAAAUAAUUGAAACCCCUUUUCGAAACAUGUUCUUCGCUUUCCCCAAUUGCUAAUUCACCACAUUUCUACACCGUUUCUUUUCUUCGAAAUUCGAUUUUGGUGGCCGUUUUGUUGCAUCUGAUGUUUAGUUUCGACUCAUCUUAUCAUCAAACACCAAUCAACUCUUCAUCCAGCUCAAUCCCUUCAAAUUUCCUUCACCCCACAUAUUCCUGCUCUUUUUCCCGUUUGAAUUUCAUCAAAUUCCGCCUAAAAAUCUGAUCUUUUUUUCUCGAUUUGAGAAAUGGGAGAUCGAUUAAGGUCAGCCACGUUCGAUGACUUACCAUCGCAUUUGAUUCUCGAAAUCUUGACAUCCGGAGCCCGACUGGGCGGGUCGGAUCUCGUCUGUUUGGAGCUUACUAAUACAACUUUUCGAGGUACCCAUGGAUUGGUCCCUCACAAGUUAAGAUCUUUGGUUGACUUUGCAGCUUUUCAGCUUUCUGGGUCACAUCCGAUAUACGUUUCCUUGAGUUAUAGAGCUCAAGAAGAACUGUUAGCUCGAUGCAGUGGUAACUGGAAGAAGGUUUUGAGAUUCUUGCAAUCAGUCCACCAGUCUUCCGACAUCGUUGAAACCUCUUCAGGGAAUAUGCAAAUCAGAAGCGGAAGGUAUCACACAUUACUGAUCAAAGAUUCAAAAAUCUACUCUUGUGGUUCGAGUUUAUGUGGUGUUCUUGGUCAUGGACCCGAAACAACAAAUUGUGUAGCUUUCACUCCGAUCAAAUUCCCAUAUCCUGUCAAUGUCACCCACGUUUCAGCCUCACAUAAUCAUGCUGCAUUCGUCGCAAAAUCGGGAGAGGUUUUCACAUGUGGUGAUAAUUCAUCGUUUUGUUGUGGGCAUAGUGAUACAAAUCGACCAAUAUUCAAGCCAAGGCUAGUUGAAGCACUAAAGAAUGUUCCAUGUAAGCAGGUUGCUGCUGGGGUUAGUUUCACUGUGUUUCUUACAACAGAAGGUCAAAUCUACACAUGUGGGACCAGUGGACAUGGUCAACUCGGCCAUGGUGACACCCUGGACAGACCCACACCGAAACUGGUCGAACCGGUUGGACCCAUCGGUUCGGUUGUUCAGAUAGCCGCGGGUCCAAGCUACACCCUUGUGGUUACUAACGAUGGAGGUGUUUAUUCGUUUGGGUCUGGUUCGAAUUUCUGUCUUGGCCAUGGUGAACAGCAUAAUGAACUCCGCCCUCGUGUGAUUCAGUCUUUCAGGCGGAAUGGAAUCCAUGUUGUUCGUGUUUCCGCUGGUGAUGAACAUGUGGUCGCACUUGAUUCCAACGGAUUCGUUUACACAUGGGGAAAAGGCUACUGUGGUGCACUUGGACAUGGUGAUGAGAUCGAUAAGACCACUCCCGCCCUCCUAACCAGCCUCAAGAAUCACCUCGCUGUACAGGUGUGUGCAAGCAAGAGGAAAACGUUUGUGUUGAUGGAUAGUGGAUGUUUAUAUGGAUUUGGAUGGAUGGCAUUUGGAAGUUUAGGGUUUCCAGAUAGGGAUGUAUCUGAUAAAGUGUUGAAGCCUAGUAUGCUUUAUAGUUUAAAAGAUCAUCAUAUAUGUCAGGUGAGUACGGGUUUGUAUCACUCGGUUGUGGUUACGAAUCGAGGUCGGAUAUUUGGAUUUGGGGACAAUGAGAGAGCACAACUUGGGCAUGAUGAAUUGCGGGGUUGUCUCCACCCGACUGAAAUCUUGGUUGAAGAAUAACUGAAAAUGGUGGAUUUUAGAUAGUUAUUGGGUUUGUUUAUGUUUGAUGUUAUUGUAAUAAAACCAAUUGUUAUAAUUAAAAAUUUGUAUAAGACUAAAUGCUAGGUAGAUUUUUCCUCUAUCACCUAUAUCGGAU
Messenger RNA from Lactuca virosa, 2112 nucleotides. The record is from the annotation of a GenBank genome assembly. NCBI's taxonomy places the organism in Eukaryota, Viridiplantae, Streptophyta, Magnoliopsida, Asterales, Asteraceae.